Messenger RNA from Brassica oleracea var. oleracea, 1095 nucleotides. RefSeq names its product probable WRKY transcription factor 69. Lineage: Eukaryota; Viridiplantae; Streptophyta; Magnoliopsida; Brassicales; Brassicaceae. Gene Ontology annotation, molecular function: transcription cis-regulatory region binding; DNA-binding transcription factor activity. Gene Ontology annotation, biological process: regulation of DNA-templated transcription. The transcript has 3 exons. The coding region runs from base 166 to 978 and encodes 270 amino acids. Gene Ontology annotation, cellular component: nucleus. The record is from RefSeq and is a predicted model, not a curated record.
AAAAUAUAAUCCCUUUGAUAUUUGCCUGCACGUCCCAAAAAAAACAAGUCGAGAAUAAUAAUCACAUCAGAUUGAUUAAAACCCUCUCACUAAUCACCCUCCUAAUCACCCCCUCCCAACAGAAAAAACAUCUUCGGUUCUCUGUCUCGAACGGUCGAGAUCAAUAUGCACCGUAGAGGAAUUCAAGAAUCCGACGAAGAAGAUGAGACAUACAACGACGUCGUUCCGGACUCUCCUUCUUCUUGUGAAGACUCCAAGAUCUUAAAACCAACUCCAAAGAAAAGCAGGAGGAACAUGGAGAAGAGAGUUGUAUCGGUUCCGAUUGUUGACGUGGAAGGAUCUAAGAGUAGAGGAGAGGUAUAUCCACCGUCCGAUUCAUGGGCCUGGAGAAAGUACGGUCAAAAACCGAUCAAAGGCUCGCCUUAUCCUAGGGGCUAUUACAGAUGCAGCAGUUCAAAGGGAUGUCCGGCAAGGAAGCAGGUGGAGAGAAGUCGUGUGGACCCCUCAAAGCUCAUGAUAACUUACGCCUGCGACCACAACCACCCUUUCCCCUCCGCCGCUAACAACAAAUCCCACCACCACCGCACCACCGCCGUCGUCCUCAAAACCGCCAAGAAAGAGGAAAACAUGGAAGAAGAGGAGGAGGAGGAAGAAGCAACCAUCGUCGCUGAGGAGCCUGCGGGACUAGACCUAAGCCACGUGGACUCUUCGCUGCUCUUAGGUGGCUGCUACAGCGAACUCCCCGAGUUCGGGUGGUUCUACGACGCGUCGAUCUCAUCAUCCUCUGGUUCCUCUUACGGUGGGAGUUUCCUCGACGUAACACUAGAGAGAGGCUUUUCAGUAGGCGAAGAGGAAGAUGAGUCACUGUUCGGUGAUCUUGGUGACUUGCCUGAUUGCGCCUCCGUGUUCCGCCGUGGGACUGUGGCUACGGAGGAGCAACAUUUUGGCGCCAUUCCUUUCUGUGAUAGUUCUAGAUGAGUUGUGUGUGUAGCCAAAAUCCAAAAAGGGAAACUUUUUAUUUUCCACUGUAAAGGUAUAUCAAUGGUGGAUUCAUAUGAUUCAUUACAAAUCUCCAAGUAAUAAAUUAAUAAUCUC